GCGAGAUGCGCGCAGCAUUCGACGCGCGUGAGACAACGCGGCGAUCGCGUAGUGCUUGUGGCUGGCCGCGCGGGCGCCUGUGGCGCGCAGCAACGCAAAUCGGUUGCGUCGACGUUCCAUCUAUUCCGGGAUACCAACCCUUAUCGCUCCGGUGCUUUCACUUUCUUUAGAACUCCCGUUGUGAGAUACCGCCGAUCUCAGCAGUAAAUCUUUGUGGAGGGCCUCUUAUAGCCCGUUGUGUGUGCGCAUCGCAGUGUAUAUCUCGUCUCCUAUCGGCCUGUACUGCCCGAGGAAGAAGAGGCACGACGAUUGACAUGGGAGGAUACUGCAAGCAGCGCUCAUCGAUGCUGGCCGGUGACUCAUGGGAAGCCUGACUCGUCGCUCUGCCAUGGAACUCUCGAAUCUACCAGACGUUGCUAUCGAGAUGAAGCCGCAGAUAGUGCCAGCCGCAGUCGACGAUGGUCUCUACGGUAUCGACGCACCUGUGGCUCCAACAAUCAUCAGCUGGAAGAAUCUCGUAUACAAAGUUCCGGAUGGAAAAGGCACGAAGCAACUGCUUCGCAGUAUCAGCGGGAGCCUGCGUCCUGGAGAGAUGACAGCCGUCAUAGGCCCGUCUGGUGCCGGAAAAACGACUCUGCUCAACGCGCUUGCCGGCUUCCAAACCAGAAGCUUCCAAGCGGACCUCUUCGUCAAUGGUCAGCCGUUCAAGGAAAGAAGCUUCCGCAAGCUGAGCAGCUACGUCACGAGUGGCGAGGACCUCCUGCAGCACCUGACUGUGCGCGAAACAGUGGACGCAGCGGCCAAGCUCAAACUGCCCUCCGACGUACCCUACAAAAAGAGGAGUGCCUUGGUGUCAAGAAUCCUCAAGCUGUGGGGCCUGGACACCUGCGAAAACCGGCACGUCAAGAACCUUUCCACGGGUCAGCGGAAGAGGGUCAUGCUCGCGCAAGAACUCGUGUACAGCCCACCGGUGCUGUUCCUGGACGAGCCCACCAGUGGUCUGGACAGCUCCAACGCUCUGCAGUGCAUCCUGACGCUCAAGCAAUUCGCCCAGAAGGGUCACACGGUGACGUGCAGCAUACACCAGCCGAGCUCGAGGAUCUUCCAGCUGUUUGACCGACUGUACGUCCUGGCGGAUGGUUACUGCCUGUACCACGGCGCCGUUCGGGACCUCCUUCCUACUCUGACAGCCAACGGUCUACAGUGCCCUGCAUUCUACAACCCCGCAGACUUUUUGAUCGAAGUGGCCUCGGGUGAAUACGGUGACGUUAAAGGCGAUCUCGUGCGCUAUGCUGAACGACACAGCGAUGUUUUUUCUACCAGUCCUGCCCCAAAGUCACUUGCCAACGGAGGAGAUCAUCUCAAUGAACCACUUGCCGUACUAGCACCCUUGUUGAAGCAGGAGGACCACCGAUACGUGACGACUGCCCCGUGCUCUGUGCAGAUGAACGUUCUUCUGAAGCGCUGUUACUUGUCACUCAUCAGAAAUCCGAUGGUGUUCCACCUUCGGCUGGCCACACACCUGCUGGUCGGCGUGUGCAUGGGACUCCUAUAUUACGACAUCGGCGGCCGGGCCGACAGCUUCUUCAACAACGCCACGCUGGUUUUCUUCUGCGCCAUCUUCCUCACCUUCACCGGCAUGAUGCCCGUCGUCCUCAGCUAUCCUCUGGAAGCCGCCGUGUUCACUCGAGAGCGGAACAACUCGUGGUACACGCUGAAGGCCUACUACCUGUCCAAGAGCAUCGUCGAACUCCCUUUCCAGGUCGCCUACCCCACCUUAUUCGUGGCCAUCGUCUAUUGGAUGACAUCACAGCCUCCAGAGAUGAACCGCUUCGUCAUGUUCUCCUUCCUCUCCAUCCUGCUGACCCUAGUCUCCCAUUCCCUUGGCAUGUUCAUCGGUGCCUUCGCAAGCCUACAGGUCGCCGUAUUCCUGGCGCCUGCUAUCGCCAUUCCGAUGCUUCUGUUCAGCGGAUUUGUGGUCACGCUGAAGGCAAUGCCCAGUUAUCUGCACUGGAUAUCUUACGUGUCAUUCGUGCGGUACGCGUACGAAGGGUGCAUACUCAGCGUCUACGGAUACGACAGGCCCGAGCUGGAGUGCAGCGAUCAGAAGGAAGGUUCCGUGCCGUGCCUGUUCACGGAGCCUUCCGAGUUCGUCAGCUUCUUGGGCCUCAACGAAGUCAGCGUGGAAGUGUGUGCCGGCGCGCUCCUCGUGUUUGUUGUGCUCCUCAACGUGGCCACCUAUGUGGCACUCAGAAUGAGAGUGAAGAGGACGUUUUAGGAAGCCAGAGGCAAUGGAAAAACCAGAAACUCGAGUGACUGGCAGGCGAAGUUCACUGUUGCACCUACUGUUGGACAUUCCUCACGACCAGUGGGUGCUCCUGAACGUGAAGUGACUAUACGCGAGCCUUUAGGAAGGACUUGUACAAACGAGGCGUGUGCGAGAAUAGACAUUUCCUUGUGUGCGUGCGUGUGUGCGUGCAUGAGACAUGAUUUCAACACACAUCGGGCACCGCAAUGGCGCAAUGAACAAGGUGUUGGACCAUCCAAGGCCGUGGUCGCUGGCACGAUCAUCGGUGUAGUUUACUGCAUUUCAGCAGAUUCACCGGGAAGUAUUUUUUUUAUGUUAUGCCGGGGCGUAUGAAAAAUCCAGAAGCUCAUGUGAAAAAAAAAGAAAACACGUACCUAUAUUCAAAGAUAAGGUAAAUGUGGAAGACGGGGCACGUGUGACCCGCAAAACAAGAACAAACAAUGUUUUUUUUUUUAAGAAGCUGUUGAUGUCGAGGCAAUGCUUGCCCGAUAGCCGAGACAAUGCUAUCGCGCUCGUGAAAAGGAAAGUAUGCAGUUGUGUCAGUGCUAUCUGAUGACUGUGCCUUAUCUUUGUAUGUAUUCUUUUUAUAUAACUUCGUGAAAACAACGUAACCGAACAAACACUUUGGCCGAGCUGUACUGCACGUUUUCCCGCUUGGUACAUGCCUUCUUUACCAUCGCACGAAUCACAUAGUUUCUCUUAUUGGAAAAUUGCGUGUUAAGGCACACGCGAAUGGAAAGAUUAAAAGUAUAGACAAGGGCUAAGCCUUUUGUGACUGUCCACCCCUGUCUGUGGUAAUGCGCUAGUUGGCAAUAACUAUUCACCAACUCACCCAACCAUUUAUUUUGUCAAGCCACAUAGCGUGCGUUAGUUGCGCGCUCCCUCCACCUAGCAGCAGAAUGCGCGUGAUGACUAGAACACCAACCUUCAAAGUCAAGAUAUAAAUUUUACUGCAAUAAUUUUUAAAAAGGGGGGAGGUAAAGUGAUAAAGACGAGUCAAACAGUGCACAAGUCAUACACGUCUCGUGAUAAGAAGUCUACGUCGCAGAAUACGGAAAGCAUAAGUGCUACUGAUUAUCUUAAGCUCUUAAUUGUUAAGCCUUUCUCGUUACCACGGGAACCUUAAGGAACAAAUGUCCUAUUCUUGUAGCUCUCUAAAAUUGCCCUUUUCCAGAUAAAUUUUCCGACCAGAACAAUUAUGCCAUGCGCUACAUGUGCCGCAGUUCUUGACUAUAGCCAACAAAAUGUUCAACCUGACACAUUUUCACACUCGACGUUUAUAUUUGAGAUUAGAUUAGUGGGGUUUUACGUGCCAAAACCACGAUCUGAUUAUGAGGCACGCCGUAGUGGGGGACUCCGGAAAUUUCGACCACCUGGGGUUCUUUAACGUGCACCUAAAUCUAAAUACACGGGUGUUUUCGCAUUUCGCCCCCAUCGAAAUGCGGCCGCCGUGGCUGGGAUUAUAUUUGAGAUUACGCUGAAACUAUCGUUAAGGAGGAAAUGCGUUCAUCUAAGCAUGAAGGUCGUCUAAGAUGGGACAAACGCUGUUGUGGUCGCUAAAGAAGACGGCACAAAAAAGUAGUAAGGGUGUGACCCCCCAAAAAAAGAUUUUGUCUGGGGUUUGUGUCCUUAUUUUUCUUGUUACUUAAAGUACCAUUCCUGCGGUCGGGCUUUUAUUCUCACGAAUAUAGUUGGAUUCUCAAAGCUGUGAUAUAUAACCCAAAGGAAAUGCUUACAUUUCAGUCGUCUUCAUAAAGCGCUUUAUAUUUUGUAAAUAGCCACUUGUUUUCUCUGUGUCUGUGUGUUUAUGGUUUUUACAAAUAUAAAUGUCAGUAUGGCACUACUAUUCAUGCAGAAAGUUUGUGCAAACUUCUUUUCGUGCAAAACAUCAUUUUGUGGCAUUUGUGCGUUGAUAUGCUCCAAGGUCUUUUUGAAUAUGUGGUCAAUAAUCGUGUUAAACAUUCCCACCUUAUAGGUAUAUGCGCACUUCAAAACACUGCAACUUAUCAGAGGUUAUGGAAAGGUUCCAAAACUGUUAGCAAAGCUGGGCGACCGUGCGGUGGUGAAACGUUUUUUACGCUUGUUCUUUCCUCUAAGUAGUGUCAAUAUUCAAUAAAUAAGGACAGUACUUGCAAAGCUUUUUGAUCGUAAGUUCUAUUUCCUACUGGCCGGUCGCCUACGCAAAUUAUCUUUGUCAGCAUCGGCAGGCACCUUGCCCAACGUGUACAUUUAGCGCUAAUGCGUUUGCGAUAGCAACACUCCAGGCGAAU
Molecule: messenger RNA, 4578 nt
Organism: Dermacentor silvarum
Lineage: Eukaryota; Metazoa; Arthropoda; Arachnida; Ixodida; Ixodidae
Product: ATP-binding cassette subfamily G member 4-like
Exons: 14
Coding region: 362-2278 (638 amino acids)
Cellular component (GO): plasma membrane
Molecular function (GO): ABC-type transporter activity; ATP hydrolysis activity; ATP binding
Source: RefSeq, a predicted model, not a curated record